AAUUCCGGGCAGGAAUCCCACGGGAAGGGGCGGCCGAGCGGAGCAGGCUCCGUCCCUCCGCCUCCUGCUUUCCGCCGGCUCCCAGCGCCAUGGACCCCGGCAGCUUCCUCCUCCUCCUCCUCCUCCUCCUCCUCCUCAGCAUCCUGGGGGCGCCGGGGCUGGGGGACCCCGGCCCCCUGGAAGACGUGGUGAUAGACAGAUACUACAUCCCCAAAAUCUGCCUGCGGGAGGCCCAGAUGGGGGAUUUCAUUCGCUACCACUACAAUGGGACCUUUAAAGAUGGCAAAAAGUUUGACUCCAGCUAUGACCGAGGGGCCACGGUGGCCGGUGUGGUGGGUGUCGGGCGCCUCAUCACAGGCAUGGACCGGGGGCUGCAGGGCAUGUGUGUCAACGAGCGGCGUCACCUCAUCGUGCCCCCCCACCUGGGCUACGGCAGCAUCGGUGUGGCGGGGCUGAUCCCCCCAGACGCCACCUUGUACUUCGACGUGGUCAUGCUGGACAUCUGGAACAAGAAGGACAAGCUGCAGAUCACCCCCUUGUCCAGACCCCCCCACUGCAACCGCACCGUGGAGAGCUCGGACUUCGUGCGGUACCACUACAAUGGCACACUGCUGGACGGGACCCCCUUCGACUCCAGCUACAGCAAGAACAGCACCUACGACACCUACGUGGGCACGGGCUGGCUGAUCAAGGGCAUGGACCAGGGGCUGCUGGGCAUGUGUGCUGGGGAGAAGAGGAGCAUCAUCAUCCCCCCGUUCCUCGCCUAUGGGGAGAAGGGCUAUGGCUCCGUGAUCCCACCACAGGCAUCACUGGUGUUCAGUGUGCUGCUGGUGGACUUCCACAACCCCAAGGACGGGGUCUCCCUGGAGCACCUCGAGGUGCCCGAGCCCUGCAAGCGCCGAGCUGUGAGCGGGGACUUCGUCCGCUACCACUACAAUGGCACAUUGAUGGAUGGGACACUCUUUGACUCCAGCUACUCCCGGAACCACACGUACAACACCUACAUCGGGAAGGGCUACAUCAUCCCUGGCAUGGACCAGGGCCUGCAGGGGGUCUGCAUGGGGGAGAGGCGGCGCGUGGUCAUCCCCCCACACCUGGCCUAUGGGGAGAACGGAGCAGGGGACAGAAUUCCCGGCUCAGCCGUGCUCGUCUUCGAUGUCCAUGUCAUUGACUUCCACAACCCUGAGGACCCGGUGGAGAUGGAGACCUUGUACCGGCCGGAGGGCUGCAACCUCACCACCGGCCACCGGGACUUCAUCCGCUACCACUACAACUGCUCCCUGAUGGAUGGCACCAAGCUCUUCUCCUCCCACGACUACGAGAAGCCACAGGAGGUGACCCUGGGCACCAACAAAGUGAUCGAGGGCCUGAACAGAGGCCUCCUGGGCAUGUGCGCAGGGGAGCGGAGGGUGCUCAUCGUCCCCCCGCACCUGGGACACGGCGAGAGUGGAGCGCGGGGGGUGCCCGGCAGCGCCGUGCUCCGCUUCGAGGUGGAGCUGAUCUCCAUGGAGGAGGGUGUUCCUGAGGGAUACCUGUUCAUCUGGCACGGGGAGCCCCCGGACGGGCUCUAUGAGCACAUGGACCUCAACAAGGACGGGGAGAUCCCGGCGGAGGAGUUCUCCACCUUCAUCAAGACCCAGGUGGCCGAAGGGAAGGGGAGGCUCAUGCCCAGCUCCGACCCGGACAAAGUCAUCGCUGACAUGUUCAGGAACCAGGACCGCAACCAGGACGGGAGGAUCACCCCCGAGGAGCUGAAGCUGAAGGCGGAUGAGGACCAGGAGAAGAUCCACGAGGAGCUCUGAGGAGCAGCUCCUGCUCUUCCCUGCGCACAGGACUCGUCCUGGCCUCCUCAGGAACCUGCCCCUGCCCUUCCCCAGCCCUUCCAGGGGGAGCAUUUGGGGGUUCCCCUCCCAUUCAUUAACUGAGGGGGUUUUGAUGCUCCUUUGGGCAGGAAAACACCAACCCCCAGCAAAUAAACCCAGGCAAGAAGGUGGGAAACACCCACACAGGGUCUCCAUCCACCCUGGGGACAGCAGCACCCACAUCCCCAUCCCACUGCGCCCUGCGGAUGGUACCUCUGCUGUGGAGCCAGACCCUGGAGCCCUUCCCUGCUGCCAAACCCCACUCUGCCCCCCUGCUCCCAGCUCCCCACAGGGCAGCAGCAUCCCCAUUGCCAUCCCCUUCCUCCCCAGCCAGUGACUGCACGUCCUGCUCCAUGUGCUGCCCCACGGCAGGCAGGAGGGAGCUGCCCCUCACUGCUGCAGCAGCGCAGUGUGGUUUGGGGCUGGGGGCUUCUCCCUCCUCUUUAGAGAGGAGAAAUAAAGAGAAGCCUUUAAUGCUCCAGGCCCCCCCCCCCAGCAUCCUCCCUGGGACAAGAGGCUGGAGGGGGCUCAGGUCCCAGGGCAACACCCCAAGGUCCUGCAGGCAUUUGCUGCUUCAGAAAACCCAGCACCCCCCAAGGCAGCAGGGACUUGGCACAGCCCUUGUUUGCCUUUGGGAGCAGGAAACCUCAGGGAGCAGCAUCCUCCCUGCCCCACAGCAACAGCCCUCACAGAGGAGAUGAAUCAGCCCAAAACUGCCUCUGAAAUCAUCUUGCAGGUAAAACAGAUGCAAGAACAGAAGAGUGCAACAGGUCCCAACGAGCCCCUCCAACAACUGCUGCCUUCCACCAAAUAAAUCAUCUCCACUGGUUUCCAAGGA
This is a messenger RNA of Melopsittacus undulatus (budgerigar), 2700 nucleotides long. RefSeq names its product FKBP prolyl isomerase 10 (gene FKBP10). Gene Ontology annotation, molecular function: peptidyl-prolyl cis-trans isomerase activity; calcium ion binding. Gene Ontology annotation, cellular component: endoplasmic reticulum. The transcript has 10 exons. The coding region runs from base 90 to 1802 and encodes 570 amino acids. Lineage: Eukaryota; Metazoa; Chordata; Aves; Psittaciformes; Psittaculidae. The record is from RefSeq and is a predicted model, not a curated record.